Cooperia oncophora is the source of this 864-nucleotide messenger RNA. The record is from the annotation of a GenBank genome assembly. Lineage: Eukaryota; Metazoa; Nematoda; Chromadorea; Rhabditida; Trichostrongylidae.
AUGAUUCCAGACGCUCUCCGCGCUCGAUAUUAUUCGGGCCCUUGCUGUUCGACAAUUGCCGUCGUCCCAGAUACGAUGUGUGACACCACAUUUCAAAUCGACCACGGCUUCCCGAAUGCUGCAGCAGAUUCGUACGAAUUCCGGCCUGCAGACUUUGAAAUGGACCUGUUGAUGCGGACUCUGAACGAGAACCCGGAUUUCUUUGACUCGGCAGCUUUUCUCGCUCCUGCAAUGCCAAUGACAACCUUGCAGAAUGGCUACGAAGACGACUUUGGAACAAAUGACGAACCACAGAUGUACGCCACAGAGUUUUACGAGCCAAAGUAUGAUCCUACCAGUCAAACACCGGUUGGCAGCCCCGAUCCUCCAUUAUCCGGGCAAGGUCCAGCUCAGUUUGAAGAGUUCUCGUUAGCAACGCAAUUACCUGGACUGAACGAUUAUACUGGCACCUACGCAAUACCUGACACCACACACCAGGCUCAUCACGUCCGUCGGUGUGGGAUUCCGUCGGAAACGGGUGGAGGAGACGUUGUGGUCGCCUACUGCGGUCUGCCAUGGUGGACUCUUCCGACAUUCCAGUCCUACGAGCCGUACUCAGCGCAGUACUUCUUUACCACGCCACCAGACACUCCACCAAACAUCUAUCCGCCGGUUCCGUCGCUACCGAUGCCGUCUGGUCCAUGUAUGCGUCAACCCACGUCGUCCAACUCUGAUCCCACGCCUACCAUUCGAAAACUGCUCCAGCAAAAGAAGAAGCGCAUUACGGCAGUUCCGUGCCACAUCAACUCUGUGUGCACCACGUGUCAAACCCGGACCACCUCACUUUGGCGUCGAAACCAUCUUGGAGAAAUCGAGUGCAAGUGA